Messenger RNA from Phyllostomus discolor (pale spear-nosed bat), 1759 nucleotides. It is a transcript of the gene ISY1, whose product is annotated as ISY1 splicing factor homolog. The transcript is spliced from 11 exons. Gene Ontology annotation, cellular component: catalytic step 2 spliceosome; Prp19 complex; post-spliceosomal complex. The record is from RefSeq and is a predicted model, not a curated record. Bases 263 to 1117 code for a protein of 284 amino acids. Gene Ontology annotation, biological process: mRNA 3'-splice site recognition; generation of catalytic spliceosome for second transesterification step. Lineage: Eukaryota; Metazoa; Chordata; Mammalia; Chiroptera; Phyllostomidae.
CGUUCGCGCAACGUCCGGACGCCACGGAAGGCCGUCAACGGAGCGACUGUGCAUUUCCUCUUCCUUCUCCAGCCAAUUCUCAGCUUCACUUCCGGUUUCUUCAUUUCUUGUUCUUCCUGCCCCCGCCCUCCAACCUUUUUUCCCCUUCCAAUUGAAAAAGUCGGUGAUACAGUUAGAAUCUUCAGUUCCCGACCGGGUUGGCCUCUCCUGAGGCCGGAAAGUUCUCUGGCGGUGAUCCGAGGUUGGCGCCUCCACUUGCACUAUGGCCCGAAAUGCAGAAAAGGCCAUGACAGCCUUAGCAAGAUUUCGCCAAGCUCAAUUGGAGGAAGGAAAAGUGAAGGAACGAAGACCCUUCCUUGCUUCAGAAUGUACUGAGCUGCCCAAAGCUGAGAAGUGGAGACGACAGAUCAUUGGAGAAAUCUCUAAAAAAGUGGCUCAGAUUCAGAAUGCUGGCUUAGGUGAAUUCCGAAUUCGUGACCUGAAUGAUGAAAUUAACAAACUGCUAAGAGAGAAAGGACACUGGGAGGUCCGGAUAAAGGAGCUGGGUGGUCCUGAUUAUGUAAAAGUUGGCCCUAAAAUGCUGGAUCAUGAAGGAAAAGAAGUCCCAGGAAAUCGAGGUUACAAAUACUUUGGAGCAGCAAAAGAUUUGCCUGGUGUUAGAGAGUUAUUUGAAAAAGAACCUCUUCCUCCUCCAAGAAAAACACGUGCUGAGCUCAUGAAGGCAAUAGAUUUUGAAUACUACGGUUACCUCGAUGAAGAUGAUGGUGUUAUUGUGCCUUUGGAACAGGAAUAUGAGAAGAAACUCAGAGCUAAAUUGGUGGAAAAGUGGAAGGCAGAGAGAGAAGCUCGGCUGGCAAGAGGAGAAAAGGAAGAGGAGGAAGAAGAGGAAGAGAUUAACAUCUAUGCUGUUACUGAGGAGGAGUCUGAUGAAGAAGGCAGCCAGGAGAAUGGAGGGGAAGAUGGGCAGCAGAAGUUCAUCGCUCAUGUCCCUGUGCCAUCACAACAAGAGAUUGAAGAGGCACUUGUGCAGAGGAAGAAGAUGGAACUCCUUCAGAAGUAUGCAAGUGAGACUCUACAGGCCCAGAGUGAAGAGGCCAAAAGACUUAUGGGAUAUUAGGGCUGAGCAAGGGCUCUCCUUGGGGUCUGGAAAUCUGUUUGGAGUUCUUCAGCCCCACUGGAACUUGCAUUAACCCACUGGCUCUGCUGUCCUUGGACUGCAGACUGGUAGGCUAGUGCUAUGAGGCUUCCUGCUCUUUCUUACUGUUCAUUUUUCUCUUACCUUUUCUUACCUCAUCUGCUGAUCUCAGACAAGAAGUCUGCCCCAUCCUUCCCUAGCAGGCUUUCUACAUGCUAGCAGUUCAGUUGUUACCUUUGUACAAAUACUUUGAUACUGUAUGAACCUACUUAUUUUUAUCUUGAGUGUGUAAAACAGUCUACUAACUGGCUGCCUGUGUUUUAUUCAGCUUUCUACUAUCAUUUGGUGGGGAGGGUGAUCAGUUACUUACUACCAUUAAAAAAUACAGUUUUUCCUAAAAAGACAUUAUUUGUAACUCCUCUUGAAAAAUGUGUCAAUCCUGAAAUGUGCUCACAUCCAUAGCCAGCCAGAGCUGUACAGUUUGGGCCUGGUACAGUUCUCUAUGGCCUACUCAGCCUAUCUGAUUUCCUCCUGCCCAGAUGGCAGGAAAUUGAGUUUACUUCUGUUUUAUGACUGGUUCUGUAGAGAACUAUUUUUAUUAAAGCUUUUUAUAUGAGAGGGAAA